Messenger RNA from Onychostruthus taczanowskii (white-rumped snowfinch), 1824 nucleotides. It is a transcript of the gene SCYL1, whose product is annotated as SCY1 like pseudokinase 1. The transcript has 12 exons. The record is from RefSeq and is a predicted model, not a curated record. The coding region runs from base 102 to 1751 and encodes 549 amino acids. NCBI's taxonomy places the organism in Eukaryota, Metazoa, Chordata, Aves, Passeriformes, Passeridae.
UCCUCCCGCCCGGCGCCGCCGCCGCUUCCUGCGGGCCCGCUCCGGCCCCGGGACCCCCUCGGAGCCCCGGGAGCCCCCGGGAGCGCGGGCCCGGCCCCGCCAUGUGGCUCUUCUCCCGGGACCCGGUGCGGGAUUUCCCCUUCGAGCUGGGCCCGCCCGACGCGGAUCCCGACGCGGAGCCGCUCCCGGACCCCGCGGCGCCGGCCCCGCUCUGGCGGCUGCUGCGGGGGCGCCGCAAGACGGAGCAGUGCCUGUACCUGGUGACAGAGGCCGUGACCCCCCUGCGGCGGCACCUGCGGCUGCACCCCCCGAGCGGGGACUCGGGCGAGCAGGAGGUGGCCUGGGGGCUGCAGCGGCUGCUGACGGCGCUGGCGUUCCUGGGGGUCUCGGGGCUCGUUCACCACGCGCUGGGACUCGACGCCGUCUUCGUGGACCCCGGGGGCGAGUGGAAGCUGGGGGGGCUCGAGAGGGUGGCAGCCACCAGCGAGGGGACCCCCACCCGCCCCCCGUCCCUCGGUGCCGAUGGCGCUCCGGUGUCGGUGUUCGCGCACAGCCUGGGCCCGGGGGGGGACCCCGGUGCCACCGCGCUGGCCCGGGCGGGGCUGAAGCGGCUCCGCAGCCUCCGGCACCCCAACAUCCUGGGCUACCUGGACAGCCUGGAGCUGCCCCCCGGGCUCAUCCCGCCCUUCUCGGAGCUGGUGGCUGCGGAUCCGGGGGCCCGGCCGGGCCCGGGGCCGCUCCUGGAGCGGCUGCAGCGCCCUGGAGCCUUCCUGGCCUGUGCCCUGGUGCGCACCGGGCUCUUCCUCGAGCACUUCCAGGUCCGGGACCCCUCGGAGCGCCGGACGUUCCUGCAGGAGCUGCCCCCUCUCCUGGAGUCCCUCCCGGGGCCCUUCCGGAGGCACAAGCUGCUCCCGAGGCUGCUCGAGGCCCUGGAGCUGGGCAGCGCUGAUGCCAGCGCCCUGCCCCCGCUGCUGCAGGUGGCGAAGGUCCUGGACCCCCCCGAGUACCAGGAGCGAAUCGUCCCCGUCCUCGUCCGGCUCUUCUCGUCCCCUGAGCGGGGCCUGCGCCUGCGCCUGCUGCAGCUGCUCGAGGAGUUCAUUGAGUUCCUGCCUGAGGCCACGGUGGAUUCCCAGAUUUUCCCCCACGUCGCCCACGGGUUCCUGGACUCCAACCCGGCCAUCCGCGAGCAGACGGUCAAGUCCAUGGUGCUGCUGGCGCCCAAGCUGGGGGAGGGGCGCAGGGGGGGGGAGCUGCCCCGGCUGCUGCUGCGGGUGCAGGGGGGGGACGCGCUGGGACCCCUGCGCUGCAACGCCACGCUGUGCCUGGGGCGCCUGGCCCCCCACCUGCCCGCCCAGGUGAGCUCUGAGACGCCCCUGAACCCCCCCCAAAUCCCCUCUUUGUGUCUGGCCCCCCACCUGCCCGCCCAGCUCCCUCCCGCAGACACCCCCAACUCAGCUGCCGUGUCGGGGGGCGGCGCGGGGGGGCUGGGGGCGGCCGUGUCCUGGGCUGUCACCGGUGUCACCUCCCUGACGGCGCGGCUGAUGGGGGGCGAGGGGGGGGCGACCCCCGCACAGCCCCCACCCACGCAGGGACCCCCACAGACCCCGGCCGAGAGCCCUGUAGCCCCCCAAAAAGCAGGGCCCCCCCCGGGCCGGCGGCAGCGGGAGCAGCAGCGGCGCCGGGAGCUCGAGGCCAAGCGCCGGGCGGGACCCCGGGGCCCCCCGAAACUGGGGGCACGGAAACUCGACUGAGGGGUGGGGAGGGGGUCCUGAAGGAGGGGAAAAGGGGGAAAAUCCCCUUUGGGUUUUGUUUUUUUUUUUUUUU